Messenger RNA from Aspergillus campestris IBT 28561, 477 nucleotides. RefSeq names its product splicing factor 3B subunit 5 family protein. The transcript is spliced from 2 exons. Bases 67 to 321 code for a protein of 84 amino acids. Gene Ontology annotation, biological process: mRNA splicing, via spliceosome. Gene Ontology annotation, cellular component: U2 snRNP; precatalytic spliceosome. NCBI's taxonomy places the organism in Eukaryota, Fungi, Ascomycota, Eurotiomycetes, Eurotiales, Aspergillaceae. The record is from RefSeq and is a predicted model, not a curated record.
CUUCCAUCCAAUAAACCACUUUACACCCUUCACUUCAGCAAACGUCUCCCCGAGAAGAAAACCAAAAUGGCCGACAAACUCCGCACAAUCCAGAAUCUGGAGGCCAUGCAGGCCCGCUAUGUCGGUACAGGCCACGCAGACACCACCCGCUACGAAUGGGUCUCCAACAUCGUCCGCGACAGCUACGCCUCGUAUGUCGGUCAUGCGCCUCUUCUAUCAUACAUGGCGGUUGGUAUGGGCGAGCCCAAGGAGAAAGUGCGCGCGCAGAUGAUUGAGAAAAUGGUGAGGGGGGCUGGGAAUCCACCGGAGACGCAAGAAUAACGAAUUGUUUGUGGUUUCGGAAUCUUUAUAAUGGGUUGCAUGGGCGCUUGGGGCGUCUUUCCUGCUCGCUUUGCCCUGAGCGAUCCAUCUCGUGAGUCGUUCGCGCGCCUACGCUUUUACGACUUAUUGGCGAUAACUCUUUUUUUUUUUUUUUUU